Molecule: messenger RNA, 4432 nt
Organism: Nymphalis io (European peacock)
Lineage: Eukaryota; Metazoa; Arthropoda; Insecta; Lepidoptera; Nymphalidae
Gene: Pka-C1
Product: cAMP-dependent protein kinase catalytic subunit 1
Exons: 1
Coding region: 317-1378 (353 amino acids)
Biological process (GO): peptidyl-serine phosphorylation
Cellular component (GO): nucleus; cAMP-dependent protein kinase complex
Molecular function (GO): ATP binding; cAMP-dependent protein kinase activity
Source: RefSeq, a predicted model, not a curated record
GCCACCCGUGAGCAAAUCGUUCGCUCGAUCUCGCUCUGUCGAUCGGGUACGGCAGUGGAAGCCAUUUUAUUCUUGUGAAUGUGACAAAAUAUUUUUCGGAUUAUAACGGAUUAGUUGAAUCGUGUCAAUGUGUGUCCAUAAUAAGUGUCUUUUGUGACGUGCAUACGUGCUUUAAAAGUUGAUAAUGUACGUGUUCAAAAUCGGUUUGUGUUGACCUGCCCGUUUCUUAGACGGACUUCAGGCAGGCAUCGAUUAGUGCAGAAGGCAGCCUAUAUAACGGCGAAUAGAGGCACUGGUUUAGUUUGUGGUGUGCGCCAUGGGCAAUAAUGCUGCCACCGCCAACAAAAAGGUGGAUGCCGCCGAAAGCGUCAAGGAAUUCCUUGACCAGGCUAAGGAAGAUUUUGAGGAGAAAUGGAAAAAGAAUCCUACCAACACCGCCGGACUGAAUGACUUCGAACGAAUAAAAACGCUCGGUACCGGUUCGUUUGGGCGUGUUAUGAUAGUACAACAUAAACCGACAAAAGAAUAUUAUGCUAUGAAAAUAUUAGAUAAGCAGAAAGUUGUUAAAUUGAAGCAAGUCGAACAUACAUUAAAUGAGAAACGUAUCUUACAAGCUAUUAAUUUCCCGUUCCUUGUAAGCCUUAAGUUUCAUUUCAAGGACAAUUCCAACCUGUAUAUGGUCUUGGAAUAUGUUCCUGGAGGUGAGAUGUUCUCACACCUUCGCAAGGUUGGCCGAUUUUCAGAGCCUCACUCACGAUUCUACGCCGCUCAGAUAGUCCUCGCAUUUGAAUAUCUUCACUACUUGGACCUCAUUUAUCGGGAUCUUAAACCUGAAAAUCUUCUGAUUGACUCGCAAGGAUACCUCAAAGUGACGGAUUUCGGUUUUGCGAAGCGAGUUAAGGGCCGUACGUGGACGCUUUGCGGUACCCCUGAGUAUCUCGCACCCGAAAUUAUCCUUUCGAAAGGAUACAACAAGGCCGUAGACUGGUGGGCGCUGGGCGUCCUUGUUUACGAGAUGGCGGCUGGAUAUCCUCCCUUUUUUGCCGAUCAACCGAUACAAAUCUACGAAAAAAUCGUGUCAGGUAAGGUACGCUUUCCAUCGCACUUUGGCUCCGAUCUGAAAGAUCUUUUGCGUAACCUCCUGCAGGUUGAUUUGACGAAACGUUAUGGUAACCUAAAAGCUGGAGUAAAUGACAUUAAAGGACAUAAGUGGUUCGCUAGUACUGAUUGGAUAGCUGUCUUCCAAAAGAAGAUUGAAGCACCAUUCAUCCCCCGCUGCAAAGGUCCCGGCGACACAAGCAACUUUGAUGACUAUGAGGAGGAGGCAUUGCGUAUCUCAUCAACAGAGAAGUGUGCGAAGGAGUUUGCUGAGUUCUGAGCACAUAGCUGGAGCCUGCAUGCGGACACCCCCGUGAGUAGGUGUUUUGUAUUAGUGAAUUUUCCACAACAUUGUGGUCGUGGGAAGGUAAUGAGUGCAUCUCUUGUGGGUAGCUUUGGGUGUACAUAGACAUUGAAGCUCCCCAAGCUGGCACCACAGGUGUAUCAAAUUUGAAAAAUAGGUCAAAUUAAAGUAGAAUUGAUCCAGAUAUUUUUUUGGCAUUCAUUUUCUUAGUGCCCAUUUAAUUUGAAAUAUGAACAGACAAAGCGUGUAGCUCCCUGGUGAUAUUCUCUGAGAAAUAUACUGCUGAUAGUGUAGUCGAGUGUAAACAGACCUUCAUUGUCAGUAAUAAGUGUUUUUUGGUAAGUAGUUUGCCUUUGGUAGCAUUGGAAUGUGGUAAGCUUGAUUCUUUUUUAAAUUGUUUUUAUGAAUUCAUACAAAUUGUAUAUUUAUCAGAUUUUCUUCUGGCUUAUUUAGACUUAUAGGUCUUCACUAUUAUACUUCUCAAUUUUAAAUAAUAUUGAAAUGCAUCACUUUAUCGUGUUUAGAUUCAGUCAUUAAUUAAGUCAGCUAUUGAAAUAUAUCCUAAUAUGCAGACAUAAAAUGCUAGACAUGUACUAAAUAUUCAUGUUGCUUUUUUCACUUUUUUUCUUUUAUGAGUUAAUAGCUCAAAGUAAGAAAAGCACACAGUGAUGAAAAAAUAUCUUUAUAUAACCUUGCUAUGAAUAUUAUAAAUUUAUUAGAUCAAUGUUAUUUUGUGAAAGUUUUAAUUUUUGACAUUUUGUUAUUGGUUUUAUCUUAAUAUAAUAUUGUUAAAUCAGUUGAUAUUUUAAUUAAGGAAUUUACUACUACAUCAAAAUAUUAAAGAGAUUAAUUUAUUGUACUUUUUUGUAGUUGUGUUCAUUUGUGCAAUUUAACCUGUGUUUGUGAUCUGAUGAAAGGAUUUGUUUGAGUAUAAGUGUAACUACAUAGUUCCUUAUUUUGUAGAUGUUUAUCAUAAUGGUGAUUGUCAUGCACACUGGAAGCCAGUUAUGAUGAUGUUACUUAAUCUGUAUAUUGCUAGCAUCAGUUGUUGAAAAGCAAUAAAUUUCGUACUGUUGAUAAUACAGUUUAGAGAAACUAUUUCCCUUGUAGAAAAAUUCUUAUACAUUAAUCAUUAAAACGAAAAAAAAUCAAUACCAUUUGUAGACUGAUGUUUUCAAUAGAUUGAUUUUUGAGGAGGGAAAAGUCACAAUUCCUAUGUGCAGAUUUCACCAAUCAUCGUGGAGUUUAUGAUAAAGUUUGUUAGCUAUUAGAAUGUAGGACUUUGAAUCCAGGCUGUACAAAUAAUUAUCUACCUAGUUAUUUGUAGAGAAUAUUAACACAUUGUGAAAACAUUGUUCACAUUUGUGUUAUAGUCAUUAGGUUAAAUAUCCUGGGAUGGUUACUUAACCAAUAUUGCUUGUUACAGCUGGAUAAUGGAAAAAAAUAUUUAUAAUUGGAUUAAUUUAAAUUUUAUACAUUGUAUUUUUUAAAGAAUCUAUGUAAUAUGUAUGAAGUUUUGUCAAUGAAUUUAAUGCAUCAUUAAAUAAAACAAGGGCUGAUUUAUUUUAAGUAGAUUUGAUCAUCAGAAGUUCUAAAAGAUUAUAAUUAAUAAUUGUGCUUGUUUAUUAAAAUUAAAUAAAUUAGCCCUUAAUGCAAUGAAUUUUGCCUUUGGUUGCACUAAGUGUGACACACAUAGUCUAUGAACUUAUCAAAAGCUGCACUUAGAUUGAUUACAUUUUUUUAAAUAUAUUAAUAUCCAUUAUGACUAUGACGUAUGGAUGAUGCUAAAUCAUAUCAACUCGUUAUCAUUAAAUAUUCUGAAUUUAUAAUAUAUAGUGUUUGUCCAUCACCUUAUAGUUCUAGUGGGAUAAAUUGCUUUUUACAAACUUAAAUUAUUGCCACCACAUAAUUAAAAGUUACAUAAGUGUACUAAUUUAUUGAACAACAAAUAAUAUUGAAAACAAUGUCUUAUCUGGUGAAGCGCCUGGGUUAUAAAUAUAUAUAUUGUGUAUUAAAGACAUUAAGUUCUAUGAAUAAAGUAGUUCUAUUUGGUGCCAUAAAAUUGCUUUUAAACGUUUUCUCAUGUAAAUAAUAAAUAAUUUAUAUUUCUUAUCUACUUAUAAUGUAUGUUUUCAUUAACUAAUACACCAUACUAUUGCCUGACUAAAAAAUGGCAUGUAUAUUAUAAGCAGUUGUUUUGUUACAGUAUUAAGCUAUGCACCAUCUAUUAAGUGAUAAAUAGACUCGAAUUAGUUGUAAGACAAAAAAUCUUCACUGUUUCAUAAUUAUAACCUAAUUGUAAUAUUGUCAAGAAUUCAGAAAGCAAAACUAUUACAAAAAUAGACAUUGUAUUCAUAACACUGGAUGAAAAUCUUUUCCCUGAAUAUCUUCAAAAUAUUGUACUGCAAACUCUUAAUAAUCUAAGAUUUCUUUUGUUCUUCAUGGAACUUUAGUAUCAAUUGUCUUUGUAUGAAAUUAUUAGCUUUUUAUGCAACAAGUUAUUCACCAUUUGGACAUUGUUUGUCAAGGUGUUUCUACUUAAUUUCUAAGAUCAUGUUAAAAUUUCGCAUUAUUGUUAAUUUAAGUGGCAAGUGAUUUUUUGAUCGCAUUAUAAAUUAUUAAUGAAUUAUGAUGUGUACCUUUCAUAAUUAUCAUUGUAUAUAACUAGAGUGAUUGUGUCCCCAAUAAAUAUUUAGAAGUUUUUAACAUCUGCUUGAAUAUCUGCAGAUUUUCAUUCCAUAAGCUUCAGAGUGCUCGCCGUCAUUGUCUCAGUAAAUAUUCUAAUGUGAACAUUUUAAGGUCACUUUGGAUAUUAUAAGCAUUAGUGUGACAUUUUGAGUAUUUGCGAGCAGUCUUUUUAUAUCUGUGCGUAUAAUUAAUAUUAAAAUGUUCACGUUUAGAUCUAUUAUAUCGAGUGCCUAUAGCAUUGAGGAGUUCAAGUGUAAAAAGUCAGUUUCAGUAAUUAUUUGUCAUGUAUUGAUCUUCCAUAAAAUUACGAUGAAAUAAAAAAUAUCGAUGUAACAGUAAAAA